Molecule: messenger RNA, 881 nt
Organism: Dimorphilus gyrociliatus
Lineage: Eukaryota; Metazoa; Annelida; Polychaeta; Dinophilidae
Source: the annotation of a GenBank genome assembly
AAUGACGGCGGCGAACGUUGAGAUGACCGGAAGUAACUUUUUCGACUAUAUUCACCAAGCCGAUCAGCAGGAGGUGGCCGAACAAUUAGGUUUAUGCGCACCGAAUGGAGUCUCCUUGCCGUCGCCCAGAAACGGUGACGAAAGGACGUCACCGACGCCCGCCGACAAAGCGACGGCUAUCGUCGGACAAACAAUAACUAAGCGUUCCAGCGAACGUUCCUUUUGCGUUCGAAUGAAGUCGACGCUAACGAAGAGAGGCGUUCAUGUUAAGAGUAACGGUUACAGGGUCGUUCAAAUUCUUACUCGCCUUAGACACCAGUUCACUUUCUCAUUACCUAGAAAGGCAUCACAGAGACCCUUAUUAGGAAUUGUGGGAAUGGCUAUAGCUCUACCUCCUCCCACAGUCAACGAAUUACCUUUGGACUCGGACAUGUUCGUCAGCCGCUUAAAUCAAGGUUUUCAAGUAACAUACGUUGAACCAAGAAUAGCCGACUUGAUGGACAUGAGCGUAGACGAGAUGAACGGCGUCACUUUAUAUUCUCUUUGCCAUGCAGAGGAUGGACAGAAGUUACGUGUUUUAAGAGAGGAGAGCGAGAGAGAGAGAGAGAGAGAGAGCGUCUAGUUGGAGUAUAUAGAAUAUUUAUAAGGUAAAAAUGACCCCUGCCUCUAGGAGGAGGUCACCUCUGAGGGUUGCGAAAAUUGGAUAAGUGAUUGAUAGUCUAUUAUUUUGAAUUUUUUAUAAACUAAUUAAUAUUUUCAUUUGGAUAAAAAGUGGGUGGCAACAUUUUUCAUACGUUUUUCCUCCCACUAGUGUGUUUAGUUUGUUUAUUUGUUUAGACACUUUGUUGCAAUCUCUCCAUCCAAACUCUUGUGUCUCUCUC